AAUAUAACAGUCCGUGGAAAAUACGUAUGAGCAGAAUUAUAGAAAUUAUAGGUCAACACUAGAUAGCAAGCCCAGUGAUCAGAGUAAUUUGAUUCGUAGUAAAAACUGUAUACUCGUGUAUGGAGCACUUUGACGUGAGUCGAAGACAAAACAAAGUAAGUCUUAAGUCAAGAAAGUUUUUCCAAGUGGAAUAUCAGCAAUUUUCCCUCGGUGGUAAGUGGGUCGUAUUAACGUAAGCACUAGAGAUGGAACUGUAUCAAUUUAGUUCGCAAAAAGUUCGUGAUUUUGCCGAGGACAUUGACCACGCCUUUGCCCAGAGGUUCAGUGGAAGUAGCAAUAGGGACUGGGGUUUUAAGCUCUUUCGCCGACAAAUAAAGAAGUGGACUCUUCUUGAUGGCUUGAAUCAGGAAGUCUAUGAUGAAUUGAAUAGUAACCUAAAACACGAUAACGAAGAUAUUACCUGGACUGAAUUAGUGGAAGGUGUCCAAGACGCAGAAUGGGCAUUGUCCCUACGUUGUAGGCAAUCGCAUAGAUUUGGUUCACGGACUAGCCCUUACAAUGAAGGAAAGUUUCAAGUUGAUCAAGAUGGGAACGUCAUCGUCUACACCGAUGGGGCAUGUCUUAGAAAUGGCCAACCGGGUGCCCAAGCCGGUAUCGGCGUCUGGUUUGAUUACGACCAUCCGUUAAAUGUUAGUAAACCAUUAAAUCCCACAGAUCCUGCGACAAACAACGUAGCCGAAAUAAAAGCAGUAAUUGAAGCUUUAAAAAUAGUCAAAUUCUACGGUGUUGAGAAAUUGGCAAUUCACACCGAUUCCAUGUACUUAAUCAAUUCUAUUACAAACUGGAUUUUCUCAUGGUUGUCAAGCGACUGGCGUAAGAGAGAUGGCGAGCCGAUAAAGCACAAGAUUCAGUAUAGAGAAUUGCUGAGGAUGAUGGAAGACGUCGAUAUUGAAUGGGUCUACGUAAGGGGUCACGGGAACCACGCAGGUAAUAUCGAGGCUGACCAUUUGGCUCGGCAAGGGGCCCAACAAUAUUAGACGACGAUUUCCUUUCAAGUUAUCGCAAUAUGUGUUGUGGUUUUGUUAAUUUUCUCAUAUGUUAAUAAACUAUUAAUGUAGCGGCUUAAC
This is a messenger RNA of Daphnia pulicaria, 1127 nucleotides long. Its product is annotated as ribonuclease H1-like. Bases 246 to 1037 code for a protein of 263 amino acids. Gene Ontology annotation, biological process: DNA replication, removal of RNA primer. NCBI's taxonomy places the organism in Eukaryota, Metazoa, Arthropoda, Branchiopoda, Diplostraca, Daphniidae. The transcript is spliced from 5 exons. The record is from RefSeq and is a predicted model, not a curated record. Gene Ontology annotation, molecular function: RNA-DNA hybrid ribonuclease activity; nucleic acid binding.